This is a messenger RNA of Chroicocephalus ridibundus (black-headed gull), 1348 nucleotides long. RefSeq names its product proliferating cell nuclear antigen (gene PCNA). Gene Ontology annotation, cellular component: PCNA complex. The transcript has 6 exons. NCBI's taxonomy places the organism in Eukaryota, Metazoa, Chordata, Aves, Charadriiformes, Laridae. Gene Ontology annotation, molecular function: DNA binding; DNA polymerase processivity factor activity. Gene Ontology annotation, biological process: mismatch repair; regulation of DNA replication; translesion synthesis. Bases 104 to 892 code for a protein of 262 amino acids. The record is from RefSeq and is a predicted model, not a curated record.
CGGAGGAGGGUAUAAAAGGGGCGCUUGGCGGGCCGUGGCGCUCGGCGAUCAGUUGCGUUCCCGCGUUCGUUCUGUGCUGCCGGUCGGUGCCGCCGCUGCGAGGAUGUUUGAGGCGCGGCUCGUGCAGGGCUCCGUCCUGAAGCGGGUGCUGGAGGCCCUCAAGGAUCUCAUCACCGAGGCCUGCUGGGACCUGGGCUCGGGCGGUAUCAGCCUGCAGAGCAUGGACUCCUCGCACGUCUCCCUGGUGCAGCUCACGCUGCGCUCCGAGGGCUUCGACACCUACCGCUGCGACCGCAACAUCGCCAUGGGCGUCAACCUCUCCAGCAUGUCCAAAAUACUGAAAUGUGCUGGAAACGAAGAUAUCAUAACCCUCCGAGCAGAGGACAAUGCGGAUACGCUGGCUCUAGUGUUUGAAGCACCAAAUCAGGAAAAGGUUUCUGAUUACGAGAUGAAGCUGAUGGAUCUCGAUGUGGAGCAGCUUGGAAUUCCAGAACAAGAAUAUAGUUGUGUAGUGAAAAUGCCUUCUGCUGAGUUCGCCCGCAUCUGCAGAGAUCUCAGCCACAUCGGCGAUGCCGUUGUCAUCUCCUGUGCGAAAGACGGUGUGAAGUUUUCGGCUAACGGGGAGCUGGGAAAUGGGAACAUCAAACUGUCGCAGACCAGUAACGUGGAUAAAGAGGAGGAAGCUGUUACAAUCGAGAUGAAUGAGCCAGUCCAACUGACCUUUGCCCUGAGGUACCUCAACUUUUUUACCAAAGCCACUCCUCUGUCACCCACAGUAACCCUCAGCAUGUCUGCGGAUGUCCCGCUUGUUGUGGAGUACAAGAUUGCUGAUAUGGGACACUUAAAAUACUACCUGGCCCCAAAGAUUGAAGACCAACAAGAUGGCUCUUAAUUGGAGUAGGACUGAGGGGGAGAUCCGGGCAGCUGCCUUGGAGAAGGAAGCGCUGGUGGUAGCAAUUUCAGUGCGUCGGAGCAUCGCCUGAGCGCUGUUAGGCAUGUCGUGUAGAUAUCUUUGUAAAUAUUUUUCAACUUGCUCUUUUGCUGUACUGGUGUCAUUGGAAAUAGGAAACUUUGUUUUUUUCUAGGCUGUUCCUGUACUUCCAAUAAUCUCUUAGGUAGAUGCUGUCUUGAGGUGAAAUGUCUUGCUCCUCUCGCCUUGUGUUACAGAAGGGGCGCGGUAUUUAACUUGCAGAAAGACGACGUUGCCUUGAGUUUCACCUGUGGACCUGUAGCUGACUAGGGUUGCUGUUCAGUUAUGCCACGAGUUUAUUUGACCUUAACUUUGUUUAUUUUUGAAGCUGAUACUUUAACUGAAACUUGGAAAAUGGAAAUAAAGAAUAUAAUUUCA